AUGAAUGGAAUCGACAGACCGCCCGGCAUACUUGCCAACGCUCUAUGGGAGCUGGAAAAAAGUGGGAAAGAUCCUCCAGUAAUAAUUAGAAAGAGAGCGCAUUCCUUAAAUGGAAGAAAAGGAAUACUCGCCUCAGGUUUAAAAGAAGUGCGAGAAGCUCUCAAGGAUCUUCAAGCGGAUAGAGAAGAAGUGAGCACUCGGAUAGGUAUUUUGGGAACAGCUCUCGAGAAAUUAAAAGGGGUCCCAUAUAGAAGUCCUACUGUUGAGGAGUUGAUUCGGCCAAAAUCAGCUAAUGGUAUCGGAUAUAGAGGAAUGAUAGGACAUCUUCUAGAAACAAAAGAUGAGAUGGAAUAUGAAAGCCUUGGACUGAGGGGGCUGAUUGAUGGUGAUAUCAAAACUAGGAAAGGAAAGGUUUCGCCAGAGGGAGAGGAUGACACAAAAUCCUUGAAGAUGGCAUUUGUUCCAAAACGAAAAUCAAGGGAAAACUCCUCAAGCAGUGGCGAGGAUGCGAAACGAAAACCAUCCGCGGAAAUUAAGGAAAAGGUCCCAUUAGAGCCUUCUCGAAAGCCGUCCACUGACUGGAAACGAAAAUCACCGCCUGAGAUGAAGACCACAUUUUCUUACACUCCGAAAGAUGAGCCACCUAUUCCUACGAAAGAAGGUCGAAGAGAAAGUAGAGUGAGCAUUCGUAGAGGAAGCAUGAGAGACAAGCGAAAAGAGGAUCCAAAAGGAAAAGAAUCAGCAGAUGAUAUAGAAAAGGUUUUCCAUGAGGAUGUUGAUCUCUCAGUUGCCGAUACACAAACAAAGGUGCUGUAUUUGGCUAAAAAAGAGCAAUGGCAUUUGAUUGAUGCGGAACUCGACAAAGUGGUAAAGACUGAUUUAUCACUAGCCGACAAUGUGAGUUGUUUAAAGAUUACUUGUGCUCUUAUUUCUAUAUUCAAUUCCUGGAAUGUUUAUAAUUCUCUGAUUUACUCUACAUGCACAAGAUUGCCCGAUCUACAAAUUCAAAUGGAUUUUUUUAAAAUCUCUAUUCACUUAGUUGAAAAUUAGAC
Messenger RNA from Strongylus vulgaris, 1052 nucleotides. The record is from the annotation of a GenBank genome assembly. NCBI's taxonomy places the organism in Eukaryota, Metazoa, Nematoda, Chromadorea, Rhabditida, Strongylidae.